Neltuma alba is the source of this 4890-nucleotide messenger RNA. Its product is annotated as sister chromatid cohesion protein PDS5 homolog A. The transcript is spliced from 28 exons. Gene Ontology annotation, biological process: DNA repair; mitotic sister chromatid cohesion. The coding region runs from base 1 to 4077 and encodes 1358 amino acids. The record is from RefSeq and is a predicted model, not a curated record. Lineage: Eukaryota; Viridiplantae; Streptophyta; Magnoliopsida; Fabales; Fabaceae. Gene Ontology annotation, cellular component: chromatin; nucleus.
AUGGAUGCAUCCGUGCUGCAACUCAUCUCCGAAAUUGGAGCACGUCUCGGCGAGCGAAGCCGUCCUACCAAGGAUUUCAUUGUCAAAUCCCUGCGAGAAGGUCUCAGAAAGCAAGAAGCUUCCCAAAAUCGAGUUGAUUCGUUAAAGACCCUGGAACAUGCGAUCGCUAGUGAUCUGCUUCAACAUGCAGAUAAAGAUGUUAAACUGCUAGUUGCCAUAUGUGCCACUGAAAUUUUUAGGGUCAGGGCACCAGAACCACCUUUUGAGGGCAAAGAUUUAAAGGGUGUAUUUAAACUUAUCAUCAGCAUCUUUGCGGAUCUAGCUGAUACCUCAAGCCCACUGUUCUCGAAAAGGGUGAAGAUAUUGGAAACUGUGGCUCGGUUAAAAUGCUGCGUGAUAAUGCUGGAUAUUGACUCUGAAGAUUUGAUUGUCGAGAUGUUCAGAAUUUUUUUCUCUGUUGUAAGAGAUGACCACCAUGCAAGUUUGACCGAUGCUAUGUCUUCUAUAAUGAUAGAUAUAUUAAACGUAGGAGCUUCUCAGAAACUCUUGGAAGUGAUAUUUCAAAAUCUUAUAAAGGGCAGAAAAGAUGCAACCUGUGCUGCUUCUCAACUAGCUGCAUCUGUCAUCAGUCGUGCAGAUGAGAAAGAGCUGAAGCCCCUUGUUUCUUGGUUUUUAACUUCUUGCAUAAAUGACAGGGAUGCUGUGAGCUCCGGGCUGAAAGAAUUUUACCAUGAAAUUAUAUUUAGAAUAUUCCAAUGUGCUCCCGAGAUGCUUCUUGCUGUUAUCCCAAGCUUGAUUGGAGAGUUGUUGGCUGAUCAGGUUGAUGUUCGUAUAAAAGCUGUUAAUUUGGUUGGGAAGCUCUUUGCACUUCCCGAACAUCAUGCAGCACGGAAAUAUCAUGAUCUUUUUGUGGAAUUUUUGAAGAGAUUUUCUGACAAGUCUGUGGAUGUUAGAAUUAGUGCCUUGCAAUGUGCUAAAGCUUUUUAUAUGGCAAAUCCAUCAGGGAAACAGUUUCAUGAAAUUAUCUGUGCUGUUGAAGAUCGUUUACUAGACUUUGAUGACAGGGUAAGAAUGCAGGCAAUUCUUGUUGCCUGUGAUCUUUCCAAGUCAAACCUGCAACUUGUACCAUCCAAACUAAUAUCUCAAGUCACUGAAAGAAUUCGGGAUAAAAAGAUAUCUGUUAGAAAGAAGGCCUUGCAAAAGCUUAUGGAAGUAUAUCAAGAAUACUGCAAGAAGUGUUGUGAAGGCAGCAUGACAGCUGGUGAUCACUUUGAAGAGAUUCCAUGUAAAAUUUUGAUGCUUUGCUUUGAUAAGGAUUGUAAGGAGUUCAGUUCACACAACAUGGAAUUGGUUCUUGCGAAUGAUUUAUUUCCGGAGCAUCUUUCCAUUGAGGAAAGGACAAAUCACUGGAUACACAUAUUUUCUCUUUUCGGUCCUCUUCAUGAAAAGGCAUUACAUACUAUUUUAUCUCAGAAGAGAAGGUUGCAAAGUGAGGUUAAAAACUAUUUGGCCUUGCGGAAGCAAUUGAAGGAAAAUUGGUCUGAAGAUUUACAGAAGACUACUGAAAAUAUGUUCACAAAAAUGGCCUCAUUUUUUCCAGAUCCUCCUAAAGCAGAAGAGUGGUUACUUAAAGUGAACCAGCUUAAAGAUAAUAAUUUAUUUAACUCACUCAAACAAUUGUUGGAGGAGCAGACUUUUACAACCACAAAAAUCAUCGAAGAUAAGCUUCUGCAAAUGGUUGGGGAGAGCAAUCCAUAUUUUGAGUUUCUACGUUCACUCUUCUCUAAAUGCUCAUACGAUAUUUUCAGCUCAGAGCACGUCCAUUAUAUUGUAAAUUAUCUUUCCAAUUCCACAGUCGGAAGCAAGCGCUUGGAGGAUUCUUCUAUAAAGCUUCUCCUGGCCAUUGUGAGAACUUUUCCUGCAAUCCUGAGAGGCUCCGAAAAGCAGUUCCAAAUGUUGCUGGGGCAGAAGAGCGCAGUAAAUGACAAGCUGAUUGAGGUCUUAGCAAAAGCAGGCUCUCACAUUUCGAUCAAACUCAGUGAUAUCUACCCAUUUCUUCAAAGAAUGUGCAUGGAGGGAACUCGCACACAGGCUAAAUUUGCGGUCUCGGCAAUGGCUGCCUUGAGUUCUGACCAAUCAUUUUUCUCAGAUCUCUACAAGGAACUUAUUGAUUCUCUUUAUAGCCAGCGCAAUGUUCCGACAGUUUUGCAGUCUUUGGGAUGCGUUGCACAAUACUCUAUUUCAACUUUUGAUACUCGACUUGCGGAAAUUACAUCAUAUAUUUCUCAGAGGAUUGUUCAAGCGGAGCACUUGGAUGACGUUCACAAUGCAGCUUCGUCAGGGGGUUCUUUCGGGUGUAGCGAUUCUUUCGGGUGUAGCGAUUGCUGCCAAUUGAAGAUUUAUGGGCUAAAAACACUGGUGAAGAGUCAUCUGCCAGAGCAAGGGAAUUGUGUGAAACGGAAUAUUACUGGUUUGUUGGACAUUUUGAUAAGAAUGUUGCGGCAGAGUGAUCAUCUUAUCGGUUUGAAUUCUAGUGAAAGUGAUGUGGCUUGUACCAGAUUAGCUGCUGCAAAGUCAGUUCUCCGGCUGUCUAGGAGGUGGGAUCAGCAUAUAUCUCCGGAGAUUUUUCGCUUCACUAUUUUGAUUGCAAAGGACUCGUCACCUUCUAUUAGGAGAUUAUUUCUAAAUAAAAUACACAAAAUGUUGAAGGAGCGUAGGCUACCUAUUAGAUAUGCAUGCGCUUUUCCAUUGGCGGUGAUGGAUGGGACUGAGGAUCUGCGAGACCAUAGCUCUAAAUUUUUGGCAGAAUUUAUCAAGGAUUAUAGUAUAGUAGCUCGAACACAGCAAAUUUCUUCUGCGCAAGGAGUAGUUUUUUGUUAUCCAGCAUACGUUGUAGUCUUUCUGAUUCAUGUUCUUUCUCGUGAUGCUGAUUUUCCAUCCGGAGGCCGUCAAGAUGAACAAUUGUGUGCUGACCUCUGUAGUCCCCUCUAUAUUUUUAUGCAGGCAUUAGUCAAUUCAAAUAUUGUUGAUGGAGACCAGGACCUUGUAAAUGAUGCUGUGUUAUAUCUUUUUAGUAUUUUACGAGCUAUCAGAAAAGCCGAGGAUGCUGUGGAUGUGCAGAUGACUACUAAGCUGCAUAUGCUGGCUGACAUUGGUAUAUUUAUUUUGAAUGCAUUAAAACACGGCGAAAUUUCUGCAUCGCAAGCCCCGGGACAAAUUUUGCUGCCUUCAUCGUUAUAUAAAAUGAGUUUUGCUAAGAACAGUGCUAAUCUCAGAAAUUUCUAUUUCGAUGAAUGCUUUCUGAGUGGCGUCUUGCAAAAACUUAGAUCAUACGUCCCUCAGGCAUGUGUUCAAAAGCCUCUCAGAACUCUUAAAUAUGGUCGCAAGUGUCAAGAGGAUGUUCCAAAGUGCAAUAUUAACAAAUGCAUUACAUCCAAUUUGGCAUCUAGCAAACCAGAUGAUUUGUUAUGGAGGGAAACGACACAUGUGAAAACCGUAAGGCCUGAUAUCCCUUCAGGGAAAAGGAGGAAAAAUGCCGAGUCUUCCGCCAACUCUGGGCCAGUUUGUUUGCAUGAGUGUUCCACUAUUCAUAGGCUACAGAAUGCAUCUGAACCUUGUGAAAGAACGCUGGAAGGGAACCAACUUUCAUCUUGUGGUUCCGUGAGUUCUCUAGUCGAAUCGCAUGUUGCAACCCGCAAGUCAAAAAGGAUUGCUGCUUCUUUGAUAGAGAAUGCCGUGAGAAGCGGAAAAUGCACUGGUCAACCUUCGAAGCGCCCCAGAACCAACCUCAGCGAUUCUUGUGGCACAAAGAAGGAAGAUGUGCUGGCAGACCGUUCAAAUCAACGUCACUUAUGGCACUGUGACCCGGGUAAACAUUCUCAGCGUGGCAGAUCAAAGAAAACUAAUGCCACGACAGGAAGCAAAGUAGCCAACCUUAACCAAGAAAAUGUGAAUGAGAACGUAAGGGGAAAAUCUACGGGGACUUCAGAAUCAGAAGUUGUAGAUACAAAUGAAAAGGCUACGAGUCACUUGGUAUCCGAUAUCCUGGUCAAGACGAAAAGGACAGCGAUAGAAUAAGAUUUUUGAAGUUGACCUUGGCGACUUAUAUUACGUGUGUUGAUAAUAAUUAGUCCCGUUUCAACUAUCAAGCCUCGUUAAGUCUGUAAAUUAUAAUCGCCUGCCAUGAUUUUUCUGUUUAAAUUAGUUAGGUUAGCUGCAAGUAGUUCACGUAGCAAAAGCUUUUUGUGCUCGCAUAAUGAGUGCCUCGUUACACAUUCCUUGGAAAUGGUAUUAAUGUGGCACAUUUCAUAACAGCUAGUCAUGUAAUCGUGUAGAUUACAAACACCCCCCCCCUGGGGGGGGGGGUAAUCUGGAAGACUGAGGAAAGUUGAAGUGAGAAUGAGGGCAGAAAUGGAAGUAGAUAUGAAUUGAAAAUGGAAUGUUAAAGUAUGUUUGGAUUAGUAUAUGUUAGUUGGAAAUGAUUUUAAUAGAAAUGUAUAGGUGUAUAAAAGACUGACUAAGGCUUGGCAAGAAAACCAUCCGUGCUUGCUUAACCAUCGUGGGAGAAAUCGAUCAUCGAAGGGAAAAAAUUGCAAAUUGGAAGUCCCCAAUGCAAAUAGGCAGCCAAGCUUCAGAUCUAACCAAAAAAAUCAACCAUUAAAAAAAAAUUGAAGUUGAAAUCGCCACCUUUAUCAUAGUUAGAGAGUGAUGUCGAUGACAAGUCGAGGGGAGAGAAGAAUUGUUCUGGAAUACGCGAUGAAGAAGGACGGACGGACGGACGGAGGAGAUGGAGCUGUUUGUUGUCUCUAUUUGAAGAAGAAAGACGGAGAUUUGAAGACAUAGAGUGUCGUCUCUCUCUGCCAUCCUCACCAUAGCUAGAUCUCCCAGGGC